Molecule: messenger RNA, 3335 nt
Organism: Daphnia pulex (common water flea)
Lineage: Eukaryota; Metazoa; Arthropoda; Branchiopoda; Diplostraca; Daphniidae
Product: putative carboxypeptidase suro-1
Exons: 23
Coding region: 124-2889 (921 amino acids)
Biological process (GO): proteolysis; intracellular transport
Molecular function (GO): metallocarboxypeptidase activity; zinc ion binding
Source: RefSeq, a predicted model, not a curated record
GCAAAAGGAGAGAUUACCAGUUGAAUAACGAAAGGUAUAAAGGCGAGUGAAAUUCACCCAAGUUUCCAACAGAAUCGUCGUUUUUGUAAGUUUUGAAUCGGUUAAAAGUGAUUCUGUUAAAUCAUGAAGGUUUUGUUUCUCGUUUUCGCCCUUCUGGCCACUCUGGCCAAUGCUGCUAAAGUCGAUUACACUGGACACAAGGUGAUUCGUGUCGUUCCGCAAACCGACGAACAAUUGCGCUUCCUGUUGAAGUUGCAAGAAGGAACUUACGAUUUCUGGGGCUCACCGUCGAGACUGGGAGAACCGGUUGAUAUUCGUGUCAGCCCUCAAAGGUACCAAUACCUGAUAAACACUUUGAACAGUGCGUCCCUCACCCACACCAUUCGAUUCUCCGAUAUCGGCAAACACAUUGAAGAUGAAGAGCGCUCCAUCAUUCUUCGCAGGGCUAUGCACUCCGGUCGGGCAUUCGAUUUUGAAAACUAUCACACUUAUUCAGAGAUUGAGGCCUUUGUAAAUGAGCUGGCAACAACUAGCCCUUUGGUGUCUUCCUCGGUUAUUGGCACCACCUAUGAAGGCCGAGGUAUUAUUAUGGCAACACUCAGCACUGGAAGUAGCGCUACUAAACCGGUCAUGUACUUUGAAUGUGCCAUGCACGCCCGAGAAUGGGUUACACCUGCCACUUGUCUCUUCAUGAUGAAUGAGAUUGUUACGAAAUACGGUACCGAUGCCGAGAUUACUGCACUGCUGGACUACGCCGACUGGCUCAUCACUCCCGUUUCCAAUCCCGAUGGUUACGAGUACACCUGGACCACGGAUCGUCUGUGGCGCAAAAAUCGAACUCCGAACUCGGGUCCCUGCUUUGGCACUGAUCCUAACCGUAACUUUGAUGCCGGAUUCGGUGGACCCGGAGCAUCUGAUUUGGAAUGCUCUGACACGUACCACGGGCCGUCCGCCUUCUCGACAGAAGAGGCCUCCGCCUUCCGCGACGUUUUGGCCGCUAACAGAGGACGUGUUGUUGCCGCAAUUACGAUUCACUCUUUCUCCCAGUUGUGGAUGAGUCCUUACGGUUAUCAGAAUGCCCUGCCCACCGAUUACGCCGAAAUGUUCCGCGUGAUGGAAAUCUCUGUCAACGCUCUGACGGCAACUUAUGGCACUGUCUUCCAGUACGGAAAUAUCGCCGACACCAUUUAUCUGGCUUCCGGUGGUUCAAUUGAUUGGACCUACGAUGCUGAAGGAGUGCUGUACUCGUACGCUCUGGAGUUGCGCGAUACUGGCCUUUAUGGUACUGAUGUCAGACCUGAAGUGGAGACAAACUCCAGUCCAUCAGAACAUAACCCCGAUCCAGUAAACGGUUCACCAUCAACAUGUAAUUCAGGUGGAUCGGUAUUUUCGAGUCCAAAGAUUAUAACCGGAGCCGGAAACAACCCGUUUGCCGUUCGAAGCUCUCCUGGUCGAGUGAACAAUGAGAAUAGCGGUGACACAGUAAACAAUUCGUCCGCUUCCAUCAUAGCGCCCAGUAAAUUUGGUGCUACAGCUUCGUCUCCUUGCAACUCCUCCAAUUCGGUUCAAGCUGUCGGAUUGUCUGCUUCGUCUUCAACAAGCCAUUCCCUCAAAGAGUCUCAUGAUGCCUCAGAAUGUAACGGUUCCUCUAAACCGCUACUGCGUCCGUCUCUCAUCGGAACGGGGAAUUCUUUUACGUCGUCCGGGAAUUCCCAAAACCAUAGCAUUUUGAAGCCAGCCACAUUGGGAAAUCCUUUUUCAAGAGCGGUUGAUUUUUCGGUCGAAGAGUCACCCACAGCCCAGCAGCCCGGACCCCGACGCGACUCGGGAACCGAUGCGACCGAAACCAAACCGACACUCCUGAUACCCUCUCGAUUAAACAACGUCAGUGCUGCAUCAUCAAAUGCUCCAGCCGCCGCCGGCGAGGGUAGUGACGAAGCUUCUGAAUUGGCUACAAUUCCGGCUACAUUGUCGGAUGCAGCAGCUGCAGAAUCAGUUAUUCCGUCGGCCGUCCCACGCCCAUCUCUUACUUCCGGCAGUCUCUUCUCAACUACAGUGACCUCAGUUCCUUCUGUUGCCAACCCUGCCCCUCCUACUCCCACUGCUUGUGCCAACUUCGUGUUUGGACAGAAGCUUCACGAAAGAGUAGCGAACCCUAAUCACACCUCUACAGAACCUACAUCCAAUGGUGCUGAAUCUAAUGCUAAUCUAUUUACCGUUAUUCCUAAGGAGAAAACUGAAUCCGAAACAGCUUCAACUAAUGGAAUAGCGGCAAGCAAGACCCUAUCGGAUUCAGCUCGGGAGUUGGAGGAAGCGCGAGCUGCAAAACGCAAAUACGACGAAGUAACUGUUGUCACGGGUGAAGAGGACGAACAGAACGCCCUGCAGGUUUAUGGCAAGCUCUUCACUUUUGAUAAGGUUCAAGGCACAUGGAUAGAGCGUGGCCGUGGAACUUUAAGACUCAACGAUAAACAGCUCGAUAAUCACGCACUGCAGUCAAGGCUGGUGAUGAGGACACAGGGUUGUCUCCGCGUUAUUCUCAACACCAAGAUAUGGGCAGAGAUGACGAUUGACAAAACGAGCAGCAAAAGUAUUCGAAUGACAGCCGUGGAUGGCGAUCAGAUUCGCGUUUUUCUUCUUAUGGCUAGUCUCAAAGACACGGAAACGUUGUUCAACGCCUUGGAAUGGCGGUUGGCUACUCUACGGGCCCAUCAAUCGCGAGCAGCAACCGCUGCCGCUGCUGCUGCUGCUGCCAGUUCCAUGCCGGAUUCGGCGACAGCUUACCCGGCCGUACCCCAUAACGAAGACGGCACUAGCAGUCCCAAGCGACGAGCUCUUUCCGUUGAAGAAGAGUUAGGCGACGAAACUAAAAAGAAACGUUCCGAAUGACAAAACAACUAAGGGAUACAGGGGGUUGACUCUGCCGCGCACGUAAAACCUCUGCAAUCUUGAAUUUUGCUGAGUCAACUAUAUUAAAAGAAAACGUACCCACAAAAUUUUCUUACUCCUUUGAUUGACGAAGUGUGUGUUUGUUUGAAAAACGAGCCGUGUCUUCGAAGGUAAGACGAAGAUGUUGUUUUUUGGUUGACACCUUCCUGUGUCUCCCUUUUUUUGUGUUUUUUUUUCCCUCCGAGUACUUGUAUAUUGUAUAUUACAAUAUGUGUACUUGAUCCGAGAUAUUUGUCGCGUAAAGACCUCCUCGCACCUAAACUCACGUUCGUCUCUCUUUUUUUCCCCCUUUUUUUGAAUCUGCAUCUCUUUGCCUGUAGUUUGAAUCAUCGUCGCUGGUUAAACAAUGUUGAGUACCUAAGUUACGCAUUACAAAAUUAAUCUAG